Molecule: messenger RNA, 1339 nt
Organism: Lobosporangium transversale
Lineage: Eukaryota; Fungi; Mortierellomycota; Mortierellomycetes; Mortierellales; Mortierellaceae
Exons: 2
Coding region: 24-974 (316 amino acids)
Source: RefSeq, a predicted model, not a curated record
UUUUUUUUACUUGUGUUCUCAUCAUGGCCAUGUCAAACUCGCCCAUCACUCAGGUCUCAGAGUCACCUAUUACUCAGGUCUCACAAUACUCCUCUGAACCACCCUCACCAGGUCAGGGCACAUUCCCUUCCAAGCUUCUGCUUGACCUGCGUGGCACACGUUUCGAGAUUGACAGAGAGGUUCUUGUCAGUCUUCCAGAGAGCAUCCUCAUCGUCAUGUUCCCCAAUGGUCUCAUCCUUGGUCGUGGACACUCUGAGAGUUAUGAUGACGACGACAACAAUUCGGAAGAAUCCCUGUCUCUGGAAGACCAGAUCAUCUAUGUUGACUUUGACCCAGCCUGUAUGGAUUACGUCCUAGACUUUUACCAUGAGGCCCAGACAGCAGGGGAGGCUCAACGACUUGCCAACCCACAAACCACACUCCAUAACAAUCUUUCGUCUCAGAACCCUCUUUUGAACAAACAGGCCAUUAUUGUCCUGAGAGAAGAGUUGGACUAUUUUGCGGUCAUCCCUCCCAAGGCUGGGUUUCCUGCAAAGGAGGACAUGCCAGCUACAGGGCCUGUCCAUGCGGAUCCUAGCAAGGUCAAUGUCAAAACCUUGUGUGGAACCCAUCUGUUGGAACAGCGCAAGAUCUUUACAGCUCUUCAACGUAACAUCAACAAGGAAAACAAUGUAGCAGAACAGCACCUUAUCGAUAUGCUCUGUGUCUCGGGCUUUUCUAGAGACGAUGAAUGGGGAUAUCGAGAUAUUGAACCUAAAAAGACCUCUAUCGUCAGCAUUGCACUUGUCAUGCUCAAGACAACAGGGAGCGGGAAUCAAAUGGCGACCGCUCAAAAACUUUUGCUUUUCUGGAGAAAACCUGCCAGGAAAUGCUGGUGGGAUGGAGUUGAGGUGGAGCUUGAUCAAGGCGAGCAUAAGCUUCCUAUUCGACUCUGGGCGAGACGAACAUGGACUCUGGAGCUGGUACUUGUCUAAAGGAGAGGAAAAAAAGAAGAAAGAAAGAAAGAAAGAAAGAAAGAAAGGAAAAGAAUAGAAAAAAGAAAAGCAGGAUUUAGAGUGUCAUCAUGUCAGGAUCAGCAAUGAAGUGAAAAGAAUAACAACAACACCAACAAAAAAAAAAAUGUUUGAGGGAUUUUUGUCCACUACAGCGAAGCUAUUCUGAAGCUACUCUCCGAAUGAAAUAAGGGACCGCAAACAGCAAAGCUUGAGUGUACAGAAAAGGGCAUGGAUUGAAAGAAUGAAGGUGUCUGGAAUCUUACAAGGACGUUCUGCAAAUGUUGAUCGGCCAAUGACUUGAAACGACAAAACUCCCUAUUCAAUGAUUUAUCCUAAACCAUGAU